AUUAAAAGACAUAUAUGACUAUACCAUCAUUUUUUACAAUAUGAUUAUUCCAAACACAAGCGUUAGUGUCUAUACGGAACCCAGUACAAAGUUUUUGUACGUGACAGUUUUUAUUUUGAAAAAAAUUAUUCCAUUUAUUUCAAGCGCCGGUCAAUCUGAAAAACUGAACAUCUGUUACUACGUCUUUAAGAUCCUAACUACUCUGACAAUGUCCAACUUGCUGCUGCAUUGCUUGUGAUAAGCAUUAGAUCACCAAUAUAUUUCUGUACCGAGGCGCUCGUAUGAGCAGUCGCGUCAAAAUUUAGUAAACCAAAUCCAUCUGUAAGACAACCAGUUUAAGCAGUUUUUGUGUAUUUUAGCAUGGUAAACAAGAUACCUUCAACGUUUCGAAACAUAUGAUUUCCAAGAACCUGUAUUUUUGCUCACACAUCAUGCUCUAGAAGAGAGUUAAUGAAAUUAACUUCCAACAAAAUAAAUGACAGGUUCAUGUAAAACCGAUUUGGCAACGUAUUUCGCAACGUGAUUAUCUGUUACCUUCCAUCUUCGUGUUGACUUUCAACACGAUUCUUUUGAGAGACUACAGGUAAAGUAUUAAUGUAUGCAACGUAUUUAUAGAUAGCACGAACAAGCGUUAAUAACUGGCAACAAGUACUUGCCUCGCACUCAUAAUUAUGUGAUGAUCGGAGGAAGUGAAACCUGGGAACGCUGAAUGAGUUAAACGAAGUCAGUUUGUUGUUAGUUAUGUAUCGCAAAGGGCAAGCGUUAGGUUUCAUACUCACAAUAAGAUAACACUUUGCAUUGACCUUACAGUCGGAUUAGGUAUCUAGUGAGUUUUCAGAGCGUUUCAGAUUAAAAGCAACCGUAGCAAGAGUGUAUUUCGGAGUCCGCAAAUAACUGAGACUACAACGAACAUAUUUGCGAUAGGGUGAAAAUAAACGACUCUGCCAUACGACCCUUAAGAAAAUGGAUAUUGAAAAAAGUAACUUGUUAAAGGCCAUUCUGGACUUGCAGCAAAUAAUGAAGUACUUUAUGUACGUACGGAAUCAAAUUCUGCCGCAGUGUACCUAUCGAAGGAAAAUGCACCUUUCACAAAGCCUUCAGAUAUGAGUUACAAAUGUUAAAUAGUUCUUAGAAUUUUCAGAAUUCGCAGUUGAAUGAAUUCGAUACACAAAUGGUCUUACGAUUCAAAAUUCUACACAGAUAUGAAAAAGAUCUACUGUGGCCUCGGGGCGCCUUUUCCAUCGCCAUAUAUAUGCUAUAAACCCGAAAAUAAAUGUAUCAUAAUAAAGACUGCGGCGAGUAAAUCCGUAGUAAGUACAAGAACAGUUCAGCAUAUACCAUUUUAUAAAAAGCGGAAGUCAGUAGUGUAUGACGGAUUGUUUUUUUUCUAUGUACAAACUCGCGAAGUAGGUAACAAAAAGGAUUAGUUCCAGCUGCUAUGGCACGAAAAGCAUUACACCAACGGAACAGGGAAAAAUAUAUUGAGAUGUUUUUAUCGCACUUUCGUAUAAAAUACGCCGAUUGGAAAUAUUGGGUGCCGCCGCUGUUAGAGAUGUGGGACAAAAGGCAAAAAAUAAAGGAGGAACGGAAGGUCAUCGGAAAAGAUAAAAAAAAGGAUCGACCUUCGAUAAAAGAAAUGGUUCGGGAGACAAAAACCAAGCGAGAACGAAACGACGAAAACUUUGUGAAUAAACAAGAUACUGACUUGAAUGGUGAAAGCCUAAAACCACGAAACAGCAUAGAAACAUAUCUCAGCGACAAUAAGCAACGAAAACCAACGGACAUCAAAAAAGGAUUUGAUAAACACGCUAAGAGAGCUAGAGCUACAAUGUCUACAACGAGUGAUUCAUCAGAUCAAGCAGUACCCCAAAUAAAUAAGAAAGCUAUUAGCAACAAUCGUCGCCUUUCCAGCAAAAAAUUUUCCAGUGUGUCAACAAAUUUUAUCGGCGAGUCAGACACCAGUGCGGAAGAGUCUAUGACAGAAAAUUGGGAAGAAGAAGAGGAGCCAAGUAGCGAUGAGGCUGAUGAAGAGGUUGUGUUCAAUCGAAAAAAGGCAGCGCGACGUUUGAGCACUCACCAGAACGGCGAUAGUGAAGGCAGCGAAGCUGAAGAUUGUUUCACAGAUGGAAACAGUGACGACAACAAUGACGUCCAAAGAAGCCAAAGAGCCUCUAAUAACAUACCUGGCUCGGUAGGACUUAAUCCAUUUCGGCCGUACGCGCCUCAGCAUAUUGAAUAUUCAGACAGCGAGGGUAGUGAUGACAUUUGGGCCAACCGCGAUACUAAUGAUGCAACUCGACAAGAUCAAAAAGUGAAGGACCUCAACUUUGGAAAAGAUGUCGACAAUGACACCAAGCAAAUGGUACAGGAAAACAAAGUAAACACUGCAUCUGGUAAGAGCGAGAUUGACGAAAAUACCGAGGAAGAAAAUGAACGAGAGAAGGAUGAAGAUAUAGAAGCGUCUGAUGUGACCGAAGAAACGCGUCAUUCGGGGGGUCAUCUAGGGGGUGAAAGCUCUGAAGAUUCUAAAAAUGAAAUGGAGCUUCGGUGCAAAAGACAACUUCCUAUUGAUGGUUUAAGGAACAACAAGAAAAAAAAACUUGAAAUUGACUUCUCAGUACAAAACAGACUUCAGUGUAUCACAAAGGAUAUGGACGAUCUCGCAAUAAGAAAUAAAGCAAUGCAGCAGAUGGAGGAACUAAAAAAACGACAGGUGCUAAGGAGAGCCAACAAAUCCGCCGAGCCAAAGCUAGGCUCUGAUAAAAAUGACGAUGCAUGCUCCAAUUCAAAUGAUUCUGGUGAGGCAGAAAACGAUAGUAGUGGUGGCGAGGAUUCAGAUGAAGGGGCGUCAUUUUUUUUAAAAGGCGACGAAGAAACCAGAGAUUCCACGUCAAAAACCAUUCCCAAAGAGAAAGCUCCUAGCUUGAAUCGCCGUGAAAGGAGGGGUCACAAGAAGAAGUCAUAUACAAUUGACAGCACUGAAGAUAGCAUCUACAGGGGCAUAGGCAGAAAAUCCGAUUUCAACAGUCAGCGCAAGCGGCCUUUUCGUGGAAAGGCUCCUGCUUGUUUCAGUCAUAACGCUGAAUUGCCAUUCCCUGAAAAACUUGGCCCUCAAUUAGGUUAUCGGGCAGGAGCGGCACCUUUUGAAAGACGCGAGUCCUUCGGAGGAAAGGCGAUCAAUUUUAAAGGAAGAGGAAAUUAUAGUGGGAAGUAUUCUGGACUUACGAAAAAUUUUGAAACUCAUGUAGAAAAAGAUCAUAAUGGAGCCGUCCAUGACAUGGAAAAAGAUCGUAAAAGUUUUAAAGGCUUUAACAAAAAUUCAAAAAGUUAUUUUCACCAAAGGGAAUUUGGAAAUCAAAGUUACAAUAAUGCAGGUAGUUCUACAGGAUAUCAGAGAGAAGAAAAGGGACACGAUUGGACGCCGCAUCAGGAUCGGAAUAGUUUCGUCAGCGGUAGAAGCAACGAGCGUCAAUAUAAUACUGGGCUUGAGUCCCAAAAACAAUUCCAGAAGAAGCCCUUAAUUACAAACAAUAGAAAUAAACAAUCCAGGGAUGGUACCGCCACUGGAUUAGAUGCUCAGUUUCAGGGAGGAAAACAGUCAAAGAAGACAUCAUACCAUAAAAAAGGGUCUCUACAGGAACUACAUCCUUCGUGGCUUGCGAAGAAAAAGCUUAGCGCCGCAAUUAACCAACCAUUUCAAGGAAAGAGAAUCAUAUUUUCUGAUGACUAGCUAAAUGAUUCGGUAAACCUCUUCAGACUUUUGUUUUUUUCUAUAAAUCACAGAUUAUUUGGCUUGAUUUUGUGUUCCCUUAUUAUUAACCGCUUUGGGUAAGAUUGUUAUUCAUGAUUAUUAUAUUGCAUAUUUCAACGAUUGUCACUUUUGCACGGCACGAAUAGAUGGCAUUUCGAAAUUAGCUCGUAUUUGCUUUAGUUGCUGUUCAGGCAAUUUCUGUUAAUCUCAUCUUAACUGAACCUCUAUUAGCAUUGUUAUAUCGCUAAGUCAGCUUAUGAUUAACAGCAUUGGCGACAUACAGUCGAAAUUUGUUGAAUUGUAUAAUUAAGGUAACCUGUUAUCAGUGACAGCAUGUUUGAGUGUAAAUCAUUUUAAUUUACAAAAUAUAUAUACUUUUGAACGUUAAUUAACUGUCUUGUUAUUGUUUUGAAUUUUUUGAAUCACUG
Molecule: messenger RNA, 4179 nt
Organism: Varroa destructor (honeybee mite)
Lineage: Eukaryota; Metazoa; Arthropoda; Arachnida; Mesostigmata; Varroidae
Source: RefSeq, a predicted model, not a curated record